AUGGCGGAGAACCAAGUCCCCCUCACGGCCGUCAAGGUCGAGGCGCUGGUGGUCAUGAAGAUCAUCAAGCACUGCACGCAGACCUUCCCGACGACUGCGACCGGUUCGAUCGUCGGUAUGGACGUUGACGGCACCCUGGAGAUCACCAACUCGUUUCCCUUCCCCGUGGUCGAAAUGCCGGCCGACUCGCACUUUGACGGCGCGGCGCCAAACCCGGCCGCGGCGGCCCCGCGUGCAAAGGCGAACGUUGCCUACCAGGCGGAGAUGGUCCGGAUGCUGCGGGAGGUCAACGUCGAUGCGAACAACGUUGGCUGGUACACGAGCGCCAACAUGGGCAGUUUCGUCAACAUGAACGUGAUCGAGAACCAGUUCUUCUACCAGAAGGAGAUGAACGAGCAGACCGUUGCCCUCGUGCACGAUGUCUCCCGCAGCGCCCAGGGCAGCCUGAGCCUGCGAGCCUUCCGUCUUUCCCCCAAGUUCAUGGCCGCUUUCCGGGAGAACAAAUUCACAACCGAGGAGCUGCAAAAAUCCAACCUUAAGUACCAGGAUAUCUUCGUUGAGCUCCCCGUGGAGAUUCACAACUCCCACCUGAUCACGAACUUUAUCCACCAACUCCAGACUCCCACCCAAUCCGCCCCGACGGAUCUCCCUUCAUCUCUGGCUGCGCUUGAGGCCGGAUCCCUGGCUAAAUCCACAGUUCUGUCGCCCAACUUCGACAACCUAACGCUGAGCAUCGAUCCGUUCCUGGAGAAGAACUGCGACCUCCUUCUCGACAGCAUCGAGACCCACCAGACAGAGACCAACAACUUCCAGUACUACCAGCGCUCUCUCGCCCGCGAGCAGGGCAAGAUCACCGCCUGGCAGACGAAGCGCAAGGCCGAGAACGCCAGCCGGGCUGCUCUCAAGCAGCCCCUCCUGCCCGAGGACGAGUGGCAGCGUCUGUUCAAGCUGCCCCAAGAGCCCAGCCGACUGGAGAGCAUGCUUAACAGCCGCCAGGUUGAGCAGUACGCGCACCAGGUUGACAGCUUUGUCUCUUCUACCACCGGCAAGAUGUUUGCUGUCAAGGGCAACCUGCUGCCGGGCGAGACCGCUAAAUAGAAAAAACCACCUCCACGGGAGGGGGGUUCUUUCAUGCUAUGAUGUUUCUGGGGCUUUUGGGAUUGAUUGUUGCAUGACCUUUACGGCGUAGGAAGGGAAAAGCUGUAUCUCUUGCUGUUAAUACAUAAGUCCUGCCUUAUUCAUGACGAAUAGAGUGAUUGACAGUUUAUUAUCUUUCUGUUCUUUUUUUUGCAGAGUAGAGAGAAGUCUAGGGCUUUUUUGGCUGCACGUGAACCCGAUGACCUCAUCAUGUGUUGCAUCGCAGCAGGUUUCCGAAUUGAUA
Penicilliopsis zonata CBS 506.65 is the source of this 1381-nucleotide messenger RNA. RefSeq lists its product as hypothetical. The record is from RefSeq and is a predicted model, not a curated record. Gene Ontology annotation, molecular function: protein binding; translation initiation factor activity; metallopeptidase activity. The transcript is spliced from 4 exons. Lineage: Eukaryota; Fungi; Ascomycota; Eurotiomycetes; Eurotiales; Aspergillaceae. Gene Ontology annotation, cellular component: eukaryotic 43S preinitiation complex; cytosol; cytoplasm. The coding region runs from base 1 to 1098 and encodes 365 amino acids.